UAUAAAGAAAUCCAAAGGGAAAGCUGCUUAAGUUCCUAACUGAAGAUCAGAAAGUCCCUGGAGACAGCAGAGAUAAUGGCAGUAGAUCUGGAGGAUUAUUUCCGUACUGUCUUUGAGGAACACCUCUUAAUGAAAGUGCCUGUGCGGGACAGAGGUCUGAUGAGCGGAGCCACACGGAUGAUUGAGAAACAGAGAGAGAUCAGAGAGGUGGAUAAACAGCUCCAGACACACAGAGAGGAGUUUGAGUUAAAGACGGAGAGUUUGCAAAGGCGGAGAGAUGAGGUGAAGAAGAAGGAGGAGAAACUGAAGGAAUCGCUGCUCAAAUUUGACAAAUUCCUCAAAGAAAACGACUCAAAGCGUGGUCGGGGUGAGAAGAAGGCAGAGAGAGAGAGGGAUGCUGUGCGUCAGAAGGAGGGAGAGAUAGAGAAACUGAAGGAGGAGUGUGCUGUCCUGGAGGCCUGGAGAUUGAGGCUGCAGCGAAGGGUGGAGAAGAGUGCCUUCUACUGGACCUUUCUGGAACAGGUCCUCAGACUGGCCAAGUAUGAGGAUGUGUGGGAGCUACUGGGGAGGUUUGCCACCCUGCUAUCCACCAAAGAGCAGCUGCGGCAGAGGGAGAGUGAGGUGCAGGAGCAAGCUGAUGGCCAACGGGGGGCGCUACAGAGACACACAGCGCAGCAGAGCUGCAGCAUUCUGCAGAAGAAUAACCUGUUGUCUCAGCUACAGACAGAGCUGGACCAGAUACGCUCCAACGCUCUCAGAUGGGAGAACACGUGGUAUCACAUCCAGACCACAGCGGCGAAGGAGACGCUUUUAUUGGGCCAAAUUAAAGUGGUGACCCUUAACCUCUACCACAUGAUGGGUGGGACCACAGGGCAGGAAAAGGGUGUGGCCAUCGAUGACACAGAGACACAGCUAAAGAAG
Molecule: messenger RNA, 921 nt
Organism: Oncorhynchus masou masou (cherry salmon)
Lineage: Eukaryota; Metazoa; Chordata; Actinopteri; Salmoniformes; Salmonidae
Gene: cfap73
Product: cilia and flagella associated protein 73
Exons: 6
Source: RefSeq, a predicted model, not a curated record